Musa acuminata subsp. malaccensis (wild Malaysian banana) is the source of this 2372-nucleotide messenger RNA. Its product is annotated as probably inactive receptor-like protein kinase At2g46850. Gene Ontology annotation, cellular component: plasma membrane. Gene Ontology annotation, molecular function: polysaccharide binding; protein serine/threonine kinase activity; ATP binding. Gene Ontology annotation, biological process: protein phosphorylation; cell surface receptor signaling pathway. The record is from RefSeq and is a predicted model, not a curated record. Lineage: Eukaryota; Viridiplantae; Streptophyta; Magnoliopsida; Zingiberales; Musaceae.
CCCCGCUCUCCGCCUCCCGACGCUCCCCCCACUCUUCCCCCAUCGUACGGAUCCUUCUCCCCCUCAGCCUACAAAACUCCACCGUUCUCCCCAAAAUGGUCCAUACCACAUCUCCGCUUCUCCCUCUCCCAUGUCUCCCCUCCCCCUCUUCCUCCUCUCCCUCCUCGCCCUCGCCUCCCCUUCCCCCUCCCCCUCUCCCUCCGCCUCCGCCUCCGCCACCAAGGCGACCAUCCCCAAAAGCUGCGGCGAGAGCUGCGGCGGCCUCUCUAUCCCCUUCCCCUUCCACCUCAACGCCUCCUGUGGCCCAUCCGUCCCGGCCUUCCGUCUCGCCUGCUCCGCCAACGACUCCACCCUCCGCCUCUCCCUCCCUCCCACCUCCGACCUCCGCGUCGUCGCCUUCCUCCCCUCGGGCUCCCUCCUCCUCGACUACUCCUCUCCCGCCGCCGCCUGCGAUCGCUGGUACGCCGACGUCAACCGCUCCUUCGGCCUUGACAGCAGUCACUUCUUCGCCGUUACUGCAGACAACCUCCUCCGUCUUUACGACUGCGAGGACUCCUCCAUCUGCCGGGCGGGAUGCGACCGCAUCGGCCCCCUCGCCGGCGACACCGGUUGCGAGGGCAACCGUACCGACUUCGGCUGCUGCUACCCGCUGUCGGAUGGGAGCGUGUGGAAGGUGGGGAACAGGUUCUCCGUGUUCGCCGGGUUUGGGUGCCGGGGGUUCUCGAGCUGGGCGGUGAUGAGGUACGCGUCCGGGGAUGGGACGGCGACCGUGGAGAGGGGGAUCGAGGUCGAGUGGGCGGUGCCGAGGGGUUACGGCAACGGGACAGAGUGUGCCGAGGGGGCGGUGGUGGUGAACGCCACCGCGGUGCGCCAGGGAGUGAGAUGUGCUUGUGCGCCCGGCUUGGUUGGGGAUGGCUUUGCGGGAGGAGCCGGAUGCUUCAAACCUUGUGGCAAUGAUGCACAAGUAGAGAAUGAUAGAGCCUGCUGCAAGGGGAUCUUUUGCAAGAAAAGGGUGGUUGUUAUUGCUGGUGUACUUCUUUCUGUAUUUAUUCUACUCAUGACAGCCGCGUUAUGCUUUUGCUUAAGAAGACCUAUCAAGGAGAACAUGUCAGAUCUUGACCCAGCCUGCCUUCCCAAGAUUAUUGGAAAGGCAUGUAACGCACGACAAUUCACAUACAAAGAGUUGAAUGAAGCUACAAAAGGGUUUGAAGAAGAACACAAGCUUGUUGUUGACAUUGUUGAUGGAACAGUUCAUUCGGGGAAACUAGGUGAUGGCACCCUUGUGGCUAUCCAGAAAUUAAAAUGCCGGAGCAAAAAGAACCUCAGGAAAAUCUUGCAUAGGGCAGAGCUUUUAUCUCGUAGUUCACAUGGAAAUAUUGCCCGGAUUAUUGGAUUUUGUUUUGAGUCAGAUAAUACACUACUCAUAGUACAUGAGCAUUUUUCGAAUGGGACACUCGAAGAACACUUGCAGCAUGAAAGAGGCAAUGGUCUUAGUUGGUACCUGAGAAUCAAUAUUGCUUCUGAAAUUGCAAGUGCUCUUGCAUAUCUGCAGUAUGAAAUAUCAACUCCUAGCUACAUUGAAGAUCUGAAGACCAGUGACAUACUUUUGGACAUUUAUUAUUCUGCUAAAAUUGCUGGUUUCAAGUUCCUGAAAUCUGGACUUGUCAAUGGAUCCUGUUCAUAUGUAGUCUCCCGUGACACUGAUGUCGUUUAUGACUUUGGUCUUAUACUAUUGGAACUGAUUAUGGGUUCAAAGCCUGGAAAUAUUUCAGAGGUUGUCUUACCUAAGAUAGAUGGCAGGAAGUUUCAUGAAAUUCUGGAUCCAUAUCUUAGAUUUGAUAAUCAUCUGCCGCCACAGCGUGAGCAGUUGGAAAAGGUCGUAGGUGUUGUUGUACAGUGCUUAUCAAGUAAGGAAAAUGGUGGACCUUGUAUGGUUGAUAUUGUGAAGGAGCUGAUAUGUAUUUUGAAAGACAAUAUGGGCAGCAGUAGCAGAGUAGAGCCUGCAUUGGAGGUGACAUUUUCAAACUCGAGCCUCCUGCAAAUGGUAUCCAUGUCUCCUGAUAGCAUGCAUGCUUCUCUUUGCCAGAAUGCCAACUAGCACCAUAUGGAAGAAGUUGCAAAGUUAAGGUACACUUUCUUUUUUUAUCAAAACCAAGAAAGCCUAGUUCAUCUGAAAUGUAUCUUCAUCUCAAGGGACUAAAGCAUGUUUGACUGGAGAUAACCUUUUAAUUUGUAUUAAGUUUAUGUAACAAUGAUGAUGAAAACUGUACUUGCCAUUUUGUGGUUAGUCUUAAAUUGGCAUCUGUAUUUUUUUUUUCUCUUAACUUCAACGAUGCACCGGCUUUGACACUGGGACUAGGAGCCGAUUUCUA